AUGUCUCUUGAAGUAUGUCUUCACCCUUUGGUUCUGAUGAACAUCUCUGACCAUUUCACCCGUGCGUUUGCAAAUAAAGGUUCUCCUCAAAGAGUGAUAGGGAUUCUAGUAGGAACAGUGUCAGGCAGAAACAUCCAAAUCCAAAACUCCUUCGAAGCUCUCUGGACUUCUGCAGGCGAAAACACCAAGCUUGACACAGAAUUUAUUGAAAAAAAGCUCAGCAUGCUCCUUGAAAUUUUCCCAAACUACGAAUUUCUAGGAUGGUACUCAACUGGCAAGCUUCAUGAAAGAGACAUGCUGAUUCAGCGCAGCCUAGUGAAUUUCAAUGAAAAUCCUCUUUAUCUUGUCUUAAAUACAGUAGACCCACCUCCAAAAGAGUCUGAAGACCUCCCAGUUGAGCUUUAUGAGUCACAUGUCCAAGUGAUGGAAAACCAAACUAAUUAUCAAUUUAAGCAGCUUACAUAUACAAUAGAGACAACUGACCCAGAACGUAUUGCAGUUGACUAUGUGUCUAGAGCAGGGGCUGCCACUGGGGAAUUUUCUGAAUAUUCCUCAAAUUUAAUGACUUUUUUAAGUGCUAUGAGACUUUUCAAAAAAAGGCUUCUAAAACUCGUAGAAAUGGUAGCAGGAAAUUCUGAUGUCCAAAAAGACCACAAACUUAUGAGGAAAUUAAAUGAAAUUUGUAAUAGAAUCCCAGUUGCGCCUUUUGAUAGGCUUAAAGAUGAUUUCAAUCAAGAAAUCAGUGAAGAGCUGAUGACGACUUAUAUGGCUGCGAUGUCAAAAGGGUCUUCCCACACUUCAGAGCUGCUUGAAAGGUUCGAUUUUAUCGCGAUGAGUAGAGAUUUAGAUUAA
Blepharisma stoltei is the source of this 852-nucleotide messenger RNA. Lineage: Eukaryota; Ciliophora; Heterotrichea; Heterotrichida; Blepharismidae. The record is from the annotation of a GenBank genome assembly.